CAAAGUAACUCUCUCUCGCUCUCUCUCUCUCUCUCUCUCUCAAUCUGACGCAGCGAUGAAGAAAGGCGAGAGAUCAAUGGCGGAACAAGAUACAGAGGAAUCGCACGGCAGCGUGGCCCACCACAUGGCUGUCCCACCCGGGUUGACCCAGGACGAAUUCGACGAGUUGAGGCAGUUCGUGACCGAGUUCCACACCUACGGAGUCGGCCCCGGCCAAUGCUCUUCCCUACUCGCGCAGCACAUCAACGCGCCCCUACGCACCGUUUGGUCCAUCGCACGCCGGUUCGACAAGCCCCAGACCUACAAGCACUUCAUCAAGAGCUGCGAGGUCGGCGACAACUUUAGGAUGACCGUCGGGUGCACCAGGGACGUGAAUGUUAUCUCGGGGCUACCGGCUGCCACGAGUACGGAGAGACUGGAUAUACUGGACGACGAACGACACGUCACGGGGUUUAGUAUUACCGGCGGGGAGCACCGGUUGAGGAAUUACCGAUCGGUCACCACGGUGCACGAGGUGGAGCGCGACGGGAAGAUCUGGACCGUUGUUUUGGAGUCCUACGUGGUGGACGUUCCCGAUGGGAACACCGAGGAGGACACGCGUCUGUUCGCGGACACCGUUGUGAAGUUGAAUCUCCAGAAGCUGGCGUCAGUCGCCGAAGGGAUUGCCCGUGACGGUGACGCUAAGUCAAGAGGUGAUUGAAGAAAAAUCUCACGGCUAAAAAAAAAAAGAGUAAAGGAUAGAAAUGGAAAACCUCCAUUUUCUUCUUUAAUAUGUGUUUCUCUGAAUUGAGUUCUGUGAGCAUGUUUUUUUUUUCUUCUUCUUCUUUUAUUUUGGUUUUUAACACGAGCUGCGAAAUUACGGGAAUAUCCUUUCCUUCGAACAUGGCUUGGCCGCGGUGCCCCCACGUGAUUCCCAGGAGGUUGUUUUGAUAACUAUGAUACGUUAAUUUGGGAGAUGUCCAAAGACAACGGGGUUUCGGUCCAAUGCAUGUGUACAGAAAAUGUUGAGGUGAGGAUAUUGAUGUCAUUUUGUAUUUUGUGAAUAUAAUUUACUUUUAAAA
Corylus avellana is the source of this 1061-nucleotide messenger RNA. Its product is annotated as abscisic acid receptor PYR1. The record is from RefSeq and is a predicted model, not a curated record. Gene Ontology annotation, molecular function: protein phosphatase inhibitor activity; abscisic acid binding; signaling receptor activity. NCBI's taxonomy places the organism in Eukaryota, Viridiplantae, Streptophyta, Magnoliopsida, Fagales, Betulaceae. Gene Ontology annotation, biological process: abscisic acid-activated signaling pathway. Gene Ontology annotation, cellular component: nucleus; cytoplasm.